AAUUAGUUGACAAUCUGGCGUGCACUUUAUAAGUCACAUCUGGUUUGGCUGUUUAACGCGCUGCUUUGACAUGCGACUCGAGCGACGCGCUGUCAAUAACGGUAUUAAUUGGUUGUUUGCGUACGAAAAUUAAAGAUAGUGCAAAAUGCAAAUACUUAAAAAAAAAAAUAAAAAUAAAGUUAUAACUGCAGCAUUGUAGUGUGUCAAAGUGUUUUAUAUACACCAUUUUCCAAUUCAGUCCAAUUAAAUGUGAAUUUAUAAAGAUUGUGAGGGGAUAAGCGGUCCAUUGAGCGCAUGAGAUUACCCUUCUUUUAUGCAAAUACAUUGUAAUGAUGAACUUGAACUAUCGUUUUUGUGAUUAUAUGCAUUUCAGAAAUUCUUGCUGUCAUUUUAAUGAGCGCUCGCUGUGCUUCAAUUGAUAUCCAACUGAAAUUUUAUAAGUAAACGGAUUUUUUAUGUCAAUGUUAAAAUAAUACAAAUUAACAUAAAUUGUAAACCAUGCAUUAGUAAAAAAAUUAAUAAUAAACGGCGUAACAACCAUUGCCCUUUAAUAUGAUCUGAUGCUAUUUCAGUUUAAUGUCCCGCUAAUAUCGAAGUAUGGAAGUUAUCAAUAAAAUAAUAAACGAACUUUCCUAAAUCGAGAAAUCAAAUUGACGAAGAUUUUUUGGUUCCAGUGCAGUUACAUAUAUUAAUAAAUUCGGCAUAGGAAUUACCAUGUACCGGAUUUUGAAUAUCUUCUUUGCCGUAUUAUUGUUCCGAACUUCGAAUAUUUCAACAGAACCCACAGGGGUAUUGUUCCUCAUCUCCAGUCAGGAUACCACGUACCAUCGUCCAUUAGCAGCACGUCUACGCGAUGACAUUAUUAACCAAGCCGAAAGCCAAUUGCCCAAUACAAACUACGUCAUCACAGUUCAUAUGUUACAUGAAAUAUUCAAUUUUCCAAGCUAUUGGGCGAUAAAGAAUGCAAUACCCUUGGUGCGUUCCAAACUACUUGGUGAGCAUGUCAAAUGGGUGGUUUGGUUGGAGGAGAGUACACAUGUCUUACUGCAAGCGCUUUUGGAACAGUUAGUGCUGGAGGAUGCCACUCGGUGCCUUUAUUUGGGUCACGCGCUCUAUGACGAUCAAGCUAAUAUCAGGCAUCACUUUGCUUUUCACAAAGAUGCCGAAUGGUUUCCAUUUCCAUUGCAACGAGCCGGCAUUGUCUUUUCAAGAGCUUUAAUCAUCAAGACCGCAGAGGCUAUAGAAACCGCAACUAUUUAUAGUUCACCUUUCAUUAUUGAUAUGGAACACGAACUGGCGCUAUUCAUUUAUAACGAAGUAAAAUCAAAUGCUUUUGAAGCUCAGCUCAGCGCAAAAGAGCUCAACGGUACGACGAAGUCAAAUAAUAUACAAAAGGUGCUGAUGCGUAAAGUGCACUACAUUUGCUCGCGAUCGGACGAGUAUGGCAAUACAGACAACAAGUGUGCAAUGUAUGCAAAGCCAAUGGAAACAAACUACUAUAACGCUCUGAGGCCGCACAAUAUUUUCUUUGCUGUCAAAACAUGUAAACGCUUUCAUUUCGAUCGAAUACCGAUUAUUAAAGCAACCUGGGCUCCAAUGGCAUCACAUAUUCGUUAUUAUAGCGAUGUAGCAGAUUCACAAAUUCCGACAACACCUACCGAUGUACCCAACACUGAAAUCGGUCAUUGCAAUAAGACACUGACAAUAUUGAAAUUAGCUUUACGAGAGAUUGAUGCCCACAAUAGAGAAUUGGGAAAUUCGGUGCAUGAGCAAGAUGAAAACACUCAUAUUCAUUGGCUCGUUUUAGCCGAUGAUGAUACGUUACUAAGCAUUCCAAAUCUAUGCGCAUUGCUCGGAUGUUUCAAUCACACAGACGAUAUUUAUCUGGGCGAACGAUACGGGUUCCAUCACAACAUAAAAAACGGCUUCAAUUACAUAACCAGCGGUGGUGGUGUUGCUAUGAGUUUGCCCGCUGUACGUAAAUUACUUGCGCAUUGCCACUGCACACAUUCGCAAGAUGCCGAUGAUAUGUUGCUGGGCAUGUGCUUCACUAAUCUAGAUGUGCCAAUCAUACACUCGCAGCAGUUUCAUCAGCUCCGGCCACAGGACUAUCCAAGCGAAUUGUUGGCUCUUGAUCCACCUAUCUCUUUUCAUAAAUUUUACGAUUUAGAUCCGAUCUCCGUAUAUAAUAAUUACUUUGCCAAUGCUGAUCAACAGAUGCUGACUACAAAGCACCUAAGUUAUACAAAUAAAAAAUAAUAUCUUAUUUGAAAUAAUCAAAAUAAAAACUUGAGAAAUAUUAAAAACAUA
Bactrocera oleae (olive fruit fly) is the source of this 2310-nucleotide messenger RNA. Its product is annotated as beta-1,3-glucosyltransferase. NCBI's taxonomy places the organism in Eukaryota, Metazoa, Arthropoda, Insecta, Diptera, Tephritidae. Gene Ontology annotation, cellular component: membrane. The record is from RefSeq and is a predicted model, not a curated record. Gene Ontology annotation, molecular function: acetylglucosaminyltransferase activity.